Molecule: messenger RNA, 3346 nt
Organism: Neoarius graeffei (lesser salmon catfish)
Lineage: Eukaryota; Metazoa; Chordata; Actinopteri; Siluriformes; Ariidae
Gene: ipo13a
Product: importin 13a
Exons: 21
Coding region: 108-2960 (950 amino acids)
Biological process (GO): protein import into nucleus
Cellular component (GO): nuclear membrane; cytoplasm
Molecular function (GO): small GTPase binding
Source: RefSeq, a predicted model, not a curated record
UGGAUGAGGACUGUGUGACCCUCUGUAGACCCAUUGUGUCUUAAAUCAGCUGAGGAACACACUAUGUAAGCGGUUUCGGUAAAAUAUCGUGGCAGGACAAUUCGAUAAUGUCCGCUUCCCCAGAACCGACCGAGUUUACUGCGGAGGCAGUGGAGAGGGCUCUUCAGCAGCUGUACUAUGAUCCGGACAUGGUGCAGAAAAACGUGGCCCAAAAGUGGCUGGCAGAGGCACAAGCGUCACCGCAGGCGUGGCACUUCUGCUGGGCACUGCUGAGCCAUGACAAGGUACCUGAGAUCCAGUUUUUUGGUGCAAGCACCCUACACGGCAAGAUCUCCAACCACUGGCACGACCUCACUUCUGAGCUUCGUGAGUCUCUUCGCUCUCAGCUCGUCACCCAUGUGUGCCACUUUGCUCUCGGCCCCAAGAUGGUGCUGACGCGCCUCUGCGUGGCUCUGGCGUCUCUGAUCCUCCGCACCCUACUCGACUCCUGGCCCAGUGCUGUGCCUGACCUCCUGCAGGCGUUCCAGAGCGGAGAGGGCACAGCUGAGGCGGCCGGCCGGCGCCUGGCCCUGCUAGAAGUGCUCACUGUGUUGCCUGAGGAGCUCCAGAGCAGGAAGUUCACAUCAGGGAAUCAUGCCAGUCUUCAAGCUGCCCUGGUGCAAGAAUGGACCUUGUUGUGUCCGGUGCUGACGGAGCUGCUGCGGUGCGAAGGCUCGGCGUGCAGCGUGAAGGAACGAGCACUGCGUUGUCUGCCGUCUUGGCUCACACUUGGCGUCGAUUUGAGUCAGAGCGAAGGAGCGUUGCAGGAGAGCUUGGCACUACUUAAAGUGCCUGAGCUUUUUGACACGGCUGUAGAGUGCAUCGUCGGUGCCCUCUCAGUGCCUGACUGGCAAAGAUCUGCGGACAGUCUGGUGAAGUUGUUGCCCCGUGUCCUGGAGCUCCAGGAGCAGCUGAAGAGGGCAGUGCAGGACAGAGACAUGGAGACGUCGCACGGAAUCUGCCGCAUUGUCGUCGCUCUCGGUGAAACUCAUUGCAGAACAAUGUUGGAACAGAUCGGACACUGGCAGGGUUUCCAGGCUCUGGUCAGCAUGAUUCUGUCCUGCACUGCGAUUCCUGGUAACUACCCAGUGGACGAGACUUCCAGCUCACUCACACUCACGUUCUGGUACACACUGCAGGACGACAUCACGUCACUGGAAACGGAGAAGCAGACGUUUUACCUGCAGCUGUACAGACCCGUUUACUUCCAGCUGGUCGACGUUCUUCUGCACAAAGCACGCUUUCCCAACGAGCACGACGACACCUCGUGGUCUUCUGACGACAAGGAACAAUUCAGAACGUACAGAGUCGAUAUCUCGGACACUCUCAUGUGUGUGUAUGAGCUGCUGGGCCCCGAACUAUUGCGCAAACUGUACGACAAACUCGGCGUGUUGCUGACCGACACGACACACGCCUCGUCAUGGCAGGAUAUAGAGACUCUGCUGUUCGGUUUCCAGUCCAUAGCUGACACAGUGGACAUCAGUUAUUCAGACGUGAUCCCAGGUCUGAUCGGCCUCAUCCCGCUCAUCUCUGUGAGCAGCGUUCAGCUCGCAGAGACCGUCAUGCUCACACUAGGCUCACUGGCCGAGUGGUUGUCGGAUCACCCAGUCAUGGUGCCCGCUGUCCUGUGUGUCGUCUUGCCUGCCCUGUCAGACGCUGACCUGUCCGUGCCCGCCAUCUCCACGCUGAAGAGAAUCUGCCGCGAGUGCAAGCAUCACCUUUACGCGCACGCCAACGACAUCCUGUCAUCCUCACAGGAUGCACUCGUUAAGCGAAUCCACAAGAGCCCUCAGAGCACGUGGCUGAUGCAGGCUCUGGGAUUUUUACUCUCGGCCAUGCCGGAUGAGGAGAUUCCGGAAAAGCUGCUCUCUCUCCUCUCGCCUCAUAUCCAGGAACUGGAGCAGCUGGCCAAUCAGGCGCCCACUCCUGCCACUAAAAACUCUACGCUUCAAGUUCUGGGCCUGAUCUCCAGCCUUUUCUCUACUCUGGACUUGAACAUGCAUGGCGAAGGACUGGACGGGGUUAAAGGUCAUCGAUUUGCUGCUCACGACAAUCCGGUAGUCGUCGUGCUACAGCAAGUGUUUCCUCUCAUCCAGACACUUCUGAGCAAGUGGCUCAAAGACACCGAAGUGGUGGAGGCCUCAUGUGCUGUUUUUGAGAAAUCCCUGAAGACCCUUGGCGCUGAUUUUGCUCCUCUCGUACCUCAGCUUUGUGAGCUGAUUAGUCAGCUGUUCAGCGCCUACCCACAAGCCUGUGCUUUGGAUCUUAUACAGCAGCUGCUUCAGAUAUUUGCCUGUGAGAAGGAACAUGUCUCGUCGAUCGCUGCGGUUCUGGAACUUGUCACAAACGUAACCAUGUCUGUUUUUCAGCAUGGUGCAAGAGACCAUCCUGAUAUGGUCGAGUCAUUUAUGAAGCUUCACGCCCAGGUUUUGAAAAGGAAACCAGAUCUGUAUCGCUCGGAAGGUCUUGAUAUCAGAGUGGUCUUCUACUGUGGGAUUUUAGCUUUCAAAUUUCCUGAGACGCCCACGCUGAGGUCCACAUGCGGACUGUUUACAGAGCUGAUGUCUCACUGCGAGGACGUCCCCGCUGUCCGGGGUGUGCUGCAGGAGGACGGCCUGCUGCUUCUUCAGACCCUACUGGAGGCUAUUGGUAUCCAGGCUCCCCAGGGCCUGCUGGAGCACCUGGCUGAAGUUCUGUUCUCCAUCAGUGUCCACUGUCCCAGCUUACUCGAGACUCGGUUGCGAGAUGCCUUGCAGCAUGGCGCCUUCCCCUGCGCCUUAAUCACUCCGGAGCACAAAGAGCGCUUCUGCCAGCUGAUCCUCAGGGAACAAGUGAGUAAAUGGAAGAUGAGGGACAUUGUGAAGGAGUUUUCCAUGUUGUGUCGGGGUCUACAGGGAACAGAGGACACCACGGAAUACUGAACAUCCAUGUUUUUCAGACACUGAAUUUUUUUUGGGGGGGGGGAUGGUCUGCAUUUGCCAUUUUAUAUAUCGCCAGGUCAGUGUUCUCGGACUAAUUUCAUAUUAUACAGUGUAGUUUUUCGAAUGUGUGUUGAGUCUAAGAGCACAAAGAACUGCUCUAUGCACUACUUCAUCAUCAGCUGUCAUGUUUUUUAAGGUGCCUUUACAAGCCAUUGAGAUCAUCCCAGAUUUGUCUCCGACAGGCCUGCCGACGGGGGGGGGGACAAACGGGUAUGUUGUCCCGGGCCCAGGAAUGGGGGGGGGCCCAGAACUGGGCUCUCAUGAAGUUGCGAUAUUGGGGGAGAAAUGUGCUAUAUUUGCAUUCAAUAAAUGAUUUCUAGAUCUUU